Trichophyton rubrum CBS 118892 is the source of this 435-nucleotide messenger RNA. RefSeq lists its product as uncharacterized. Gene Ontology annotation, molecular function: zinc ion binding. The record is from RefSeq and is a predicted model, not a curated record. Lineage: Eukaryota; Fungi; Ascomycota; Eurotiomycetes; Onygenales; Arthrodermataceae. Gene Ontology annotation, biological process: protein import into mitochondrial intermembrane space. Gene Ontology annotation, cellular component: mitochondrial intermembrane space. The coding region runs from base 1 to 435 and encodes 144 amino acids. The transcript is spliced from 4 exons.
AUGUCUCAUACUCGAUGUUGCUGCUCACUUGUGUAUGAAAUGGCCUCCGCUAACCCGCACGCUUCGUACAGCAAACACGUCCUCAACGCUCAAGUCGCGGUUCGAUCACCAUGCUGCCGUAAAUGGUUCGACUGCGCGGACUGUCACAGGGAACAGGAAACCCACCAGCUACUUCCCUCGACAGAGAUGACCCUUGCUUGCAAGAAGUGUAAGAAGUGUUUUAGAAAGGAUGCCAAUGAGUUUGAAGAGAGUGACGAGUACUGCCCACAUUGCGAUAACCAUUUCGUUAUAGACGCUCUUACGCCAAAGCCAGCUGUGAAGGUAGAAGGAGAGGAUCCGCGAAAGGACUCGAGGAUGCUGAAGGACGAGAGAGUAAGGGCGGAGGCAGAACGGUCGAUAUUUGAUGUACAGGAUGCGCCAAAUAGACUUGGAUAG